Messenger RNA from Rhizoctonia solani, 768 nucleotides. Its product is annotated as Hus1, required for S-M and DNA damage checkpoints-like protein. The coding region runs from base 1 to 768 and encodes 255 amino acids. The record is from RefSeq and is a predicted model, not a curated record. Gene Ontology annotation, biological process: mitotic DNA replication checkpoint signaling; double-strand break repair via homologous recombination; telomere maintenance. Gene Ontology annotation, cellular component: checkpoint clamp complex; nucleolus; site of double-strand break. NCBI's taxonomy places the organism in Eukaryota, Fungi, Basidiomycota, Agaricomycetes, Cantharellales, Ceratobasidiaceae. The transcript has 7 exons.
AUGAAUGAAACGACGGUACAAAUUAUAUGUCUUGGAGAAACGGACGUGGGUGUUCAGAUUUGGUCGAAGAUUCCGGUGGACUCGAUGUUUUCGGACUACCGAAUACAAUCGAACGCGAACAAUAUGAUUAGCCUCGAAGUUUCGACAGAGCCUCUAUCCCAAGCCUUGCGCUCAGCCUCAGCCGCACACGAUGUCAUCGUCAAGCUCGCCAAGAAGAACGACCAACCGGUAUUUUCGUUUGAGGCUGAAACUGAAAGCAGACAAGGCAAAAAAAUGAUGGUCACGCACGACGUUCGAAUAACGGUGAUGAAGGCCGUAGAGAUUGAACAGGUCAAGGAGCCAUUAUGUCCCCCGCCUGAUCUUCACAUUAUACUGCCUCCAUUAAAGGAAUUGCGGACCAUCGUCGAACACAUGCAGAGACUCUCGGAUGUACUGGCAAUCAGUGCAACACCUCGUGGUGAACUUGUCCUCGCCAUCCAGACAGACGACGUUCGUGUGUCUACUACCUGGGAGAAUUGCCAGCGCCCUACAGUUGAGGGCGAAGCACCCAAUCCAGACCACGAGAACAAUCCAGAUCAGAAGUACGGCGCGCUAGUUGCCGUCAAGAGUUUGAUCAAGUUUCUGACUUGCCAUAUGUUUUCGAACUCGACUGUUGCUUCAAUAUGCGCAAACUUUUGUGUUAUUAUGUAUGUAUACAUAGGUUCAGUGACAGACACUGGUGGGGUCAUCACCUUUUAUAUACCCGCACGGCUAGAUGAUGUUGAAUGA